AUGAUUCUUGACUUUAAAGAUGAUUCAUUGGCAGCAGAUGAAUUUGGAGUUUAAAUAACAAGUCAUGGAUUAUUUUUGGAUUAAUUGAAUACUUAAGGCUCUCACAUAUUUGUUAGAAGGUAGAUUCAUCCUUAUUACAGAAGUUUGUUCUAAGUGAGCCGCAAUAUUGAUGCAAAAUAUCCUCAACAGCCCAGAUCUUAAGAUAACUAUUACUAGUAGAGAAGUAACAAUUAUUAAAACGACAGAUAGUUUAAUGAUAACAAUUUCAACCGAGAGAAUGGAAGAGGAAGAGGAAACAAAUACCCCAACAAUUAUGACAGAAAUAUGCAUUAAAAUGCUCAUCCAGGAUAUGGUUAAUAUAAUCAAGAAGAUUAAGAAGAUAACUAAGGUGGCUAUCAGAUGAGAGGAAGAGGCUAAGGUAGAGGUGGAUAUGUCAAUCAGAGAGAUGGUGGAAAUUAAAGGAACGAUGAUAAUCAGUAUGAACACAGACCUAGAGGAUGGAGAGGUGGAAGAGCUAGUUAAGAAUCUGACAGAUAUCGCCCUAGGUCUAGAAAAUCAAGUAUUACAAACGAUAUUUAGUAAGAAAGAAUUUAUGGUAGAUAGGACAAUAAUGAAUAAAAACCAGAAGUUUAGAGUAAUCAAUUAUUCAAUAACGAGGAAGAAGCGAAAUCACAAUAAAUAUAAUAACCUGCCAGUAAUAACAUUAAUGAAGAAGAUUCUGCAUAGGUUUAGUAAAGGCCAAAGCAAUAUGCAAGAGGCCAAAGAAGAUAAAUUUCAGAAGAUGAUUAAGAGCCAAAAAACUAUAGAGGAAAUAGAGGAGGUUAUAAUCAGGAUGAGAGACAUUAAAAUAGAUAAUCCGAAGAUAGAUUGAAUGAAAAUGGAAAUGAGAAUCGUCCUUAAAGUAGAGGUGCUUAUGCUAGAGGGUAAAGAGGAGGUGCUUAUGCUAGAGGGUAAAGAGGAGGUGCAUAUGCUAGAGGCGAAAGAGGAGGUGGAAAUGCUAGAGGGGAAAGAAGAGGUACAUAUGAUAGAGGAUAAAGAGGAAAUGGAAGAGGUAGAGGAAGAGAUGAAUAUCAAAAUAAUAACUAUGAAGACAAAAAUCGCAAUUAUGAAAAACAGGAAGUAGAACAAAAUGAAAUGAAUGAUGAGGGUCAAGGUUUUAAUUAAAAUUAGAAUGAAUUUUGA
Messenger RNA from Stylonychia lemnae, 1182 nucleotides. The record is from the annotation of a GenBank genome assembly. Lineage: Eukaryota; Ciliophora; Spirotrichea; Sporadotrichida; Oxytrichidae.